Pochonia chlamydosporia 170 is the source of this 720-nucleotide messenger RNA. Its product is annotated as cupin, RmlC-type. The transcript has a single exon. NCBI's taxonomy places the organism in Eukaryota, Fungi, Ascomycota, Sordariomycetes, Hypocreales, Clavicipitaceae. Bases 1 to 720 code for a protein of 239 amino acids. The record is from RefSeq and is a predicted model, not a curated record.
AUGGAACAAGUUCCAAAAGUCAUUGAACGCAGCCUCCCAAAUGGGGUCCGAUAUGACCUGACUUCGCCCGGCUACGUCACCAUUUCGCUACCACCGACCUCGACAUGGUCCAGCGGUCUUCACUGGCACGAAAGCCACACGGAAUACUUGAAGGUCGUCCGAGGCAGCAUCAAGGUCCGGGUGGGAACCGUUGAGCGUAUCGUGUCGGCGACGGCUGCCAACCAGCCAGAGAUCAAGGUCGAUAAAUAUGUUUGGCAUGAAUGGCGACGUGCUGAACUGGGCGGAGAAGAAGUUGUUGUCAUUGAGAGGACUGAUCCCGCUGAUGGACAAAAGGCACUCUUCUUCUGGAACCUCAAUGGCGUGAUACUCAAUGUUCCAAAAAUGAUGGACGAGCCAUCAUCGUUCUUGUCGCGAUGUCCGAACCUGAUCGCCCAACUGCUCUUGACGCUGUUAAUUGAGUUGAACCUCAUGGUCAUCUUUGCACACCUAGACAAUGUGCCGGCAUUUUUCAACUUACCGAACUCAAGAUUGCGAGUCGGCAACCUUUUACCAGUGGGCAUCUUGGUAGCGAUGGAAUGGUUUGUAUCGCACUUCAUCUUGUCCAUGGCUGCAUUGUUGGGAUGGCUUGUCGGCCUUCACCCGGUGACACGACAUUAUACCCCCGAACAAGAAUUCGCCGAUUGGGCGCAAAGUAGAGAAUACGGUAGAAAGAAUGACUGA